Messenger RNA from Aricia agestis (brown argus), 1737 nucleotides. RefSeq names its product dnaJ homolog subfamily B member 14 (gene DnaJ-6). The coding region runs from base 146 to 1207 and encodes 353 amino acids. NCBI's taxonomy places the organism in Eukaryota, Metazoa, Arthropoda, Insecta, Lepidoptera, Lycaenidae. The transcript has 6 exons. Gene Ontology annotation, biological process: cellular response to misfolded protein. The record is from RefSeq and is a predicted model, not a curated record. Gene Ontology annotation, molecular function: Hsp70 protein binding. Gene Ontology annotation, cellular component: endoplasmic reticulum membrane.
AGUCCGUAAUAGUUUGUAGCCUUGUAAUGAUUUGUCGAAAUUAAGCCAAUUCGCCUUAAUUUAAUUAAGAUAUUGCACCACUUUUUGUUCUUGUUUUGUUUGUAAUCUACCAUUUCAUGUUGAAAAUAGCGUUAAGAUCUCCAUAAUGACAAUCGAGGGGAAUAAAGAUGAUGCGGAAAGAUGUAUCGAGAUUGCGCAGAAAGCUCUGUCGAGUGGAGAUCUCGAGAAGGCAGAGAGAUUUUUGCUAAAAGCCGAGCGAUUGUACCCUACCGCUCGUGCCAAGGAGCUCCUGACAAAAGUGAAAUCGUCGAGUCCUACGGGAAGUGCUCCGAAACGUACACCCCCGAACAGCCCGAACGCUGACGAUCUCAGAAGAAGGAAACCUCCCGCACAUCAACCCCAACAAAGAGAAUACACGCCAGAACAACUGGAUGCCGUUCGAAGGGUCAACACCAAGUGCAAGGAUUACUACGAAAUACUGGGUGUUACUAAGGAUGCCACAGAUUCAGACAUUAAGAAAGCUUACAAGAAGUUGGCCUUGCAGCUCCAUCCCGACAAGAACCAUGCUCCCGGGGCAGCUGAAGCAUUUAAGGCGAUCGGCAACGCAGCAGCCAUCUUGACGGACCCGGAGAAGCGCAAGCAGUACGACGUGCGGGGGGAGGAGCCGGCGCCGCAGCACCACCACCACCAGUACUACGCGCGCGGCUUCGAGUCCGACCUCACCGCCGAGGAGCUAUUUAACAUGUUCUUCGGCGCCACAGCAUUCCAAGGCGGCGGCCCUACUGUGUACACGCGUCGGCGCGCGCGCGAGCCGGAGCCGCGCGACAGCCACGCCGGGCUGCUGCAGCUGCUGCCGGUGCUCGUGCUGGUGCUGCUGUCCAUGAUGUCAGGCUUCUUCAUCAGCGAACCCGUGUACAGCCUGCAGCCCACGCCGAAGUACCCCGUGCCCCGCGAGACCAUCAGUCUCAAGGUGCCGUACUAUGUGAAGGAGAACUUCCACACGGACUACCAGGGAUCUCUGCGUCGGCUCGAAAUGGCCAUUGAGGAGGAGUACAUCGCGAGUCUCCGGAUGGCGUGCCAGCGCGAGCGCAACUACCGCGACAGCAUGGCGUGGAAGGCGCGCAACUUCGGCGACCAGAAGCAGCACGCCGAGGCGCAGAAGCUGCGCAUGCCCAGCUGCGAGAAGCUGCACAACUUCCACAUGUAGGCGGCCCGCGCCCGACCGACUGUCGGCGGCCGUGUGACCGUACUAGAGGUGUAAUAUAACUGUCCGAAAUACAUCACAACUCACGCUCGCACGGUCCCGCGGGCCGCAGCAGUGGCGGUCGCAGUAAUGUCGGCAGAGCGCAGUCGGCGGCGCAGCGUUACAAUUCGUUUCAUUGAAAACACAUACCACUCGUAUUUGGUUCAUGUGACCGUCCGCCCUCGUCCGGUGUUCCGAGGCGGGUUUUUAUUGCAUGUUAUUACUAAAAUUUGUAAAGCGUCGAACCUGCGCCCCUACGAGCAAACCCACCCACAUGGUAUCGACUUCACGGCGGCUGGCGACGAAACCUCGCACUCGACACUUUGACGAAGUCACGCCGUUACUUGAAGUCUGACAGGAACCCCGAUUCUUCUACGACAAAAUAGUAUCAAAAUCAUUGUUUUCUGCAGGCUGAAUUGAUAUGCCUAAUGCAGCUUAUACAGCUAUGUUACAAACAAACGUAUAUACAAAAUUUAAAUAGCGGCGCGGUCGCG